GCAAUGCCGGCGCAUUCAACCGGCUCAAGCAGCCGGAGCACAUGGCUGCUACAAAUCUCCUUACUCCUAGCCUUAAUAAUAACAACGACAUUAGGAAUAAGUCGACCACCUCAAGAAGCCAUACGCUUUUCCCAUCCAAUAUAUAAUGUCAGCGUUCCCGAAAACAGUCCCGGAAAAACCUUCCUCAUUCAGCCGGCGAACGAAGACAGAGCCGGGUUGCGUUUAUCCGGCAUCUGGCAACAGGCCGAUGUUAAGUAUAAGAUAUCAGCAGGGGACAAGGAUAAGUUUUUUAAGGCUGAAGAGAGAACUGUUGGUGAUUUUAGUUUUUUAAUUUUAAGGACACGUACUGGUAACACGGCUGUGCUGAAUCGUGAACGCAAGGACAGGUAUUUACUAGAAAUCCAUGCCACGGUUAUUUUGAGACAAAAUGGUAAAAGUAAAAUUGUCAGCGAAGCUGAUACUAAUGUAUCAGUCACAAUUUUAGACACAAAUGAUUUAAACCCUUUGUUUUACCCCAACGAUCAGUAUUCAGUGACAAUAAACGAGGACACGCCUAUACACUCAGAUAUUUUACGCGUCGACGCCGAAGAUGCUGAUCUCGGAAUCAACGGUGAAAUUUACUACUCGUUUGUAGAACAAACUGACCAAUUUGCUGUACACGCCACAUCAGGAGUAGUAACUUUAACCAGGCCUUUAUCCUUCACCGAAAAAUCCCUGCACGAGCUUCAAAUCUUAGCAACCGAUCGUGGAGGUGCCAAAAACAAAGGCACGGGUCACAGUAGUAAGGCUAAAGUACGCAUCAAAGUCCGCCAAGUCAAUUUAUUUGCACCAGAUAUUUAUGUACACCCUUUGCCAGACAUUCUAGAAAACUCCGACUUUUUGGUGUACGCAAUCGUGCGUGUCGUUGACAAAGAUUCCGGUGUCCACGGUCAAGUCAAAAGUUUAGAUAUCGUCGACGGUGACCCGGAUGGUCAUUUUAGAGUCCGAAGAACCGAUACACCUGGUGAAUUCAACAUCGAAGUGCACAAGAAAUUGGAUAGAGAAGCCACUCCACAAGGUUAUAAUUUAACUUUACGAGCUGUUGAUCGUGGUACGCCCACUCGAGAAAGUUACAAAGCUGUUCCGGUGCACUUGUUGGACGCAAACGAUAACGCACCUGUAUUUGCAAGAGAGUUGUACGAAAUAUCUGUACCUGAAACAUCACCCAUAAACUCUCCAGUUAUACGUCUAAAAGUCACUGACAAAGACGAAGGCAAAAACGCGCAAGUUUUCCUGGAAAUUGUUGGCGGAAACGAAGGCGGCGAGUUCUGGAUCAACCCUAACUCCGGCAUGUUGUAUACAAGUGUUAUGCUUGAUGCUGAAUCCAAAGCGUUUUAUACAUUAACAGUAUCAGCUAUAGACCAAGGUAAUACAGGUACACGUAAACAAUCUUCAGCUAAAGUCAAAAUCAACGUACAAGACGCCAACGAUAACGAUCCUGAGUUCGACCAAACAGAAAUCACAGUCUUUGCUGAUGAAAACGAACCUGGUGGCACUUUUAUCACCAAAGUUACCGCCAAAGAUCGUGACAGUGGUGAAAACGCUUACAUAUCCUACAGUAUAGCAAACAUCGAAGACGUACCUUUCGAAAUAGAACAUUUUAGUGGUGCAGUACGUACAACAAGAUUACUGGAUUACGAAUCCAUGAGACGUGAAUACGCGCUUUUGGUUCGUGCAUCGGAUUGGGGUUUGCCUUACAGACGCCAAACUGAAUUACGACUAAAUAUCAAGUUGCGAGAUGUAAAUGAUAAUAGACCGCAAUUUGAACGCGUUGAUUGCGAAGUAAGAUUAUCAAGAUUUGCACCCAUUGGCACAGAAGUGAUAACUUUGUCUGCAAUUGACUUGGACGCUGGUAAUAUAAUUUAUUAUCGUGUGGUUUCAGGGAGCGAGGACGAUUGCUGCUUGGACACAUCAUCAGGAGUUUUGACUGUUGAUUGUGAUUUGAGUGAUGUACGGUCUGAUGAGCGGUUUGUUAACGCUACAGCAACUGAUGGUAAACAUUUUUCUGAUGUAGUCACUGUGCAUAUAAAAUUAACCAACACUUUGGACAAAUCAGGUGUAUCUAAUUGUCGUGAAACUGGUGUAGCAAGACGAUUGACUGAAGCUUUGGCUUCUGCUGAAAGAAAUAACUUACCUCUGCCUUCGCCGGAGCCUAGACACGCUAGGCACAGGGAUAACCUACAGCCCUGAGUUUAUAGAUUUCCUAACGAAGUACGUGUAAACGAAUCAGCACCUUUAGGCACAGUUUUACUAACUUUACGUGCAAGAGACCGCGAUAUGUCCUACAACGGUCGUGUGAUUUUCGGUAUCUCCGGUGGUGAUAGUGAUUCAGUGUUUCGUUUAGAUCCAGAAACUGGUGAACUGCAAAUUAUAGGUUAUUUAGACCGCGAACACGAGUACGAGUACUAUCUAAAUGUAACCGCGUACGAUUUGGGUAAACAAAAAUCGCAAUCGCGUAUAAUUCCUGUAACAGUUCUUGAUGUCAACGACAAUGCUCCUAAAUUCGAGAAGGCAUUCGCCAGUUUUCGGGUUACUGAAAACGCGUUGAAUGGCACUGUGAUUUUUCGGCCAAAUGCCACCGAUGCAGAUUAUGGUGCCAAUGCCAAAGUUCGUUACUCGUUGGUAACUGAUACCAAAGACUUUGCAGUAAAUCCUGAUAACGGAUUUUUGUACGUCAGUAACUUCUUGGAUAGGGAAAGUCAGGAGUUGUAUGAACUGCGUUUAAGGGCUACAGAUGGUGGUGGUUUGUAUGCUGAUGCCUUGGUAAGAGUCACUAUAGACGAUGUAAAUGAUAAUGCUCCUAAAUUUGCUUUGGAAACUGUGACAGUCCGUAUACGCGAAGACGUACCCUUAGGCUCUCUUGUAGCCAUGGUCGACGCUUUUGAUCCUGACCUAGGCGCCGGCGGCGUUAUAAAAUACUCUUUACUCCCCGAUGAAGCCGAAGGCGAACCUUGUUUCCGAGUUGACAAAAAAUCAGGAGCCAUCAGAGUCUCCAAACCUUUAGAUUUCGAAGAACGCCAACUUCAUACCCUGACCAUCGAAGCCAGAGACUCCGGUUCGCCAGCUUUGACCUCCAAAGCUGUUUUGAUAGUGGAAAUUGUGGAUGUCGAUGAAAAUAGUUUUGCGCCAGUGUUUUCUGAUUUUGUGUUGAGUGGUUCAGUGAGUGAAAAUUUACCAGCCGGCUCUAAAGUUAUGAGAGCUUUGGCCACGGACGACGACCCGCCGGGGCCUUGUUCUAGGAUUACUUACACCAUCACGGGAGGCACGGGAUUGGGAUACUUUGCAAUCGAUGAUAAAGGAACUCUGAUAAUUCUUGGAAAAAUGCGUUUUCUCCAUGCAAUGCCGGCGCAUUCAACCGGCUCAAGCAGCCGGAGCACAUGGCUGCUACAAAUCUCCUUACUCCUAGCCUCAAUAAUAACAACGACAUUAGGAAUAAGUCGACCACCUCAAGAAGCCAUACGCUUUUCCCAUCCAAUAUAUAAUGUCAGUGUUCCGGAAAACAGUCCCGGAAAAACCUUCCUCAUUCAGCCGGCGAACGAAGACAGAGCCGGAUUGCGUCUGUCCGGCAUCUGGCAACAGGCCGAUGUCAAGUAUAAGAUAUCAGCAGGGGACAAGGAUAAGUUUUUUAAGGCUGAAGAGAGAACUGUUGGUGAUUUUAGUUUUUUAAUUUUAAGGACACGUACUGGUAACACGGCUGUGCUGAAUCGUGAACGCAAGGAUAGGUAUUUACUAGAAAUCCAUGCCACGGUUAUUUUGAGACAAAAUGGUAAGAGUAAAAUUGUCAGCGAAGCUGAUACCAAUGUAUCAGUCACAAUUUUAGACACAAAUGAUUUAAACCCUUUGUUUUACCCGAACGAUCAGUAUUCAGUGACAAUAAACGAGGACACGCCUAUACACUCAGAUAUUUUACGCGUCGAUGCCGAAGAUGCUGAUCUCGGAAUCAACGGUGAAAUUUACUACUCGUUUGUGGAACAAACUGACCAAUUUGCUGUACACGCCACAUCAGGAGUAGUAACUUUAACCAGGCCUUUAUCCUUCACCGAAAAAUCCCUGCACGAGCUUCAAAUUUUAGCGACUGAUCGUGGAGGUGCCAAAAACAAAGGCACGGGUCACAGUAGUAAGGCUAAAGUACGCAUCAAAGUCCGCCAAGUCAAUUUAUUUGCACCAGAUAUUUAUGUACACCCUUUGCCAGACAUUCUAGAAAACUCCGACUUUUUGGUGUACGCAAUCGUGCGUGUAGUUGACAAAGAUUCUGGUGUCCACGGUCAAGUCAAAAGUUUGGAUAUCGUCGACGGUGACCCGGAUGGCCACUUUAGAGUCCGAAGAACCGAUACACCUGGUGAAUUCAACAUCGAAGUGCACAAGAAAUUAGAUAGAGAAGCCACUCCACAAGGUUAUAAUUUAACUUUACGAGCUGUUGAUCGUGGUACGCCCACUCGAGAAAGUUACAAAGCUGUUCCUGUGCACUUGUUGGACGCAAACGAUAACGCACCUGUAUUUGCAAGAGAGUUGUACGAAAUAUCUGUACCUGAAACAUCACCCAUAAACUCUCCAGUUAUACGUCUAAAAGUCACUGACAAAGACGAAGGCAAAAACGCGCAAGUUUUCCUGGAAAUUGUCGGCGGAAACGAAGGCGGCGAGUUCUGGAUCAACCCUAACUCCGGCAUGUUGUAUACAAGUGUUAUGCUUGAUGCUGAGUCCAAAGCGUUUUAUACAUUAACAGUAUCUGCUAUUGACCAAGGUAAUACUGGAACACGUAAACAAUCUUCAGCUAAAGUCAAAAUUAACGUCCAAGACGCCAACGAUAACGAUCCUGAGUUUGACCAAACAGAAAUCACAGUCUUUGCUGAUGAAAACGAACCUGGUGGCACUUUUAUUACCAAAGUUACCGCCAAAGAUCGUGACAGUGGUGAAAACGCUUACAUAUCCUACAGUAUAGCAAAUAUCGAAGACGUACCUUUCGAGAUAGAACAUUUUAGUGGUGCAGUACGUACAACAAGAUUACUGGAUUACGAAUCCAUGAGACGUGAAUACGCGCUUUUGAUUCGUGCAUCGGAUUGGGGUUUGCCUUACAGACGCCAAACUGAAUUACGACUAAAUAUCAAGUUGCGAGAUGUAAAUGAUAAUAGACCGCAAUUUGAACGCGUUGAUUGCGAAGUAAGAUUAUCAAGAUUUGCACCCAUUGGCACAGAAGUGAUAACUUUGUCUGCAAUUGACUUGGACGCUGGUAAUAUAAUUUAUUAUCGUGUGGUUUCAGGAAGCGAGGACGACUGUUUUGCCUUGGACACGUCAUCAGGAGUUUUGACUGUUGAUUGUGAUUUGAGUGAUGUACGGUCUGAUGAGCGUUUUGUUAACGCUACAGCAACUGAUGGUAAACAUUUUUCUGAUGUAGUCACUGUGCAUAUAAAAUUAACCAACACUUUGGACAAAUCAGGUGUAUCUAAUUGUCGUGAAACUGGUGUAGCAAGACGAUUGACUGAAGCUUUGGCUUCUGCUGAAAGAAAUAACUUACCUCUGCCUUCGCCCGAGCCUAGACACGCUAGGCACAGGGAUAACCUACACGCCCCUGAGUUUAUAGAUUUCCCUAACGAAGUACGUGUGAACGAAUCAGCACCUUUAGGCACAGUUUUACUAACUUUACGUGCAAGAGACCGCGAUAUGUCCUACAACGGUCGUGUGAUUUUCGGUAUCUCCGGUGGUGAUAGUGAUUCAGUGUUUCGUUUAGAUCCAGAAACUGGUGAACUGCAAAUUAUAGGUUAUUUAGACCGCGAACACGAGUACGAGUACUAUCUAAAUGUAACCGCGUACGAUUUGGGUAAACCACAAAAAUCGCAAUCACGUAUAAUUCCUGUAACAGUUCUUGAUGUCAACGACAAUGCUCCUAAAUUCGAGAAGGCAUUCGCCAGUUUUCGGGUUACUGAAAACGCGUUGAAUGGCACUGUGAUUUUUCGGCCAAAUGCCACCGAUGCAGAUUAUGGUGCCAAUGCCAAAGUUCGUUACUCGUUGGUAACUGAUACCAAAGACUUUGCGGUAAAUCCUGAUAACGGAUUUUUGUACGUCAGUAACUUCUUGGAUAGGGAAAGUCAGGAGUUGUAUGAACUGCGUUUAAGGGCUACAGAUGGUGGUGGUUUGUAUGCUGAUGCCUUGGUAAGAGUCACUAUAGACGAUGUAAAUGAUAAUGCUCCUAAAUUUGCUUUGGAAACUGUGACUGUCCGUAUACGCGAAGACGUACCCUUAGGCUCUCUUGUAGCCAUGGUCGACGCUUUUGACCCUGACCUAGGCGCCGGUGGCAUUAUAAAAUACUCUUUACUCCCCGACGAAGCCGAAGGCGAACCUUGUUUCCGAGUUGACAAAAAAUCAGGAGCCAUCAGAGUCUCCAAACCCUUAGACUUCGAAGAACGCCAACUUCAUACCUUGACCAUCGAAGCCAGAGACUCCGGUUCGCCAGCUUUGACCUCCAAAGCUGUUUUGAUAGUGGAAAUUGUGGACGUCGAUGAAAAUAGUUUUGCGCCAGUGUUUUCUGAUUUUGUGUUGAGUGGUUCAGUGAGUGAAAAUUUACCAGCCGGUUCUAAAGUGAUGAGAGCCUUGGCCACGGACGACGACCCGCCGGGGCCCUGUUCUAGGAUUACUUACACCAUCACAGGAGGCACAGGAUUGGGAUACUUUGCAAUCGAUGAUAAAGACAAUGGUUUGACUAGACCUUGA
Messenger RNA from Ctenocephalides felis (cat flea), 6744 nucleotides. Its product is annotated as fat-like cadherin-related tumor suppressor homolog. The record is from RefSeq and is a predicted model, not a curated record. Lineage: Eukaryota; Metazoa; Arthropoda; Insecta; Siphonaptera; Pulicidae. Gene Ontology annotation, cellular component: plasma membrane. Gene Ontology annotation, molecular function: calcium ion binding. Gene Ontology annotation, biological process: homophilic cell-cell adhesion.